Messenger RNA from Culex pipiens pallens (northern house mosquito), 6409 nucleotides. RefSeq names its product telomerase-binding protein EST1A (gene Smg6). Gene Ontology annotation, biological process: nuclear-transcribed mRNA catabolic process, nonsense-mediated decay. Gene Ontology annotation, cellular component: telomerase holoenzyme complex. The record is from RefSeq and is a predicted model, not a curated record. Gene Ontology annotation, molecular function: protein binding; telomerase RNA binding; telomeric repeat DNA binding. The transcript is spliced from 19 exons. Bases 670 to 5679 code for a protein of 1669 amino acids. NCBI's taxonomy places the organism in Eukaryota, Metazoa, Arthropoda, Insecta, Diptera, Culicidae.
AAGAAGAUCUGCCAAACGCCAAAGAAAAGAGGGUGCGAAAAGCGCAAGAAAGGAAAGGAAAGGAAAGAGAGAAAAGAAAAAAAAGUGUUCGGUCGACGUUUUGUUCGCGAAUCAGAAUUUAAUUUUUGCGUGUGUAGAACAGAAAAUAAUCGCGUAAAUUUGUUCGGUUUUUGUCUCGUAGUGACAUCGGUUCCGUUCCGUCGUCGUCGUCGGGUUGAAGUUCCGUCGCGUUAACCAAGAACAAGCAAGAGGACGAUUCCUCUGGUCUUUUUCCUCUUGUCACUUUGCUUGGAAGAAAAGAAAAGGAAAAAAAAACUAUCGACCACCGCAAGCUGGACUAGGUUCCGUCCGGUGGGCUGCCGGAACCGGAAUCCGGAGGGAGGCCACGGCAAGCCAGAUUGGCAAAGGAGGAUUUGCCGAUGUAAAAGAAGAAGGGUCAUCGCUCGCAGGAGGAAGCAAUAAGAAAAAGACAAAAUUAUCAAGAAGGAGGUAGCCUGCCUGCCGGGAACGGGAAGAAGAAUCUGUUUUCGUUUGGUUCGAUUUGAAGGAUCCGGUUUGGCACCGGGGAAGAAGCCUUACCGCAAAAUACCUCCAAAACUAGCCCGCUUCACCCACCAACCCGUAUCGUAACGUUCGUCGCGCUUUCGUCGUCGGUUCGCGUCCUGGGCCAUGAGCUCGAACGCCCCCGCGUCGUCGGGACGGGGCAGCGGUGGUCGCGGAAACGGUGGUGGUGGCGGCGGCGGCGGUGGCAAACGCCAACAGGCCCUGUACAGCCCGGGCAGCGGUCCGCUUCGCAAGUCGGAGAAUUCCGGCUCGAAUCGGUCGUUGAAUUCGAUUGACGGUCCGCCGGCGGCGGCUUCUGGACGGGACCGGGACCGGGACUGGAUCACGAGCGAUGGCUGGAGGUCGGUCAAUAAGAAGAGUGGUGGAGGUGGUGGUGGUGGCGGAGGGAAGAAGCACGAUUACUACGGUGGAGGGCCUCCGCCGGGGUUCCGGCAGGCGUCGGAACCACGGGUGCUGUCGAGCAAUCCGCCGAACGUGAACUACAACCGCCCGAUGGAGCGGCUUCGGAACGAGCGGGACACGCGCAGCGUAGAUCCCAGCUUCGGAGGAGGUCGGGGAAGCUCGAAGAAACCGCCGUUGCCUGCCAACUUCGAGAGCCUUCCGCCGCGGCUUCAGCGCAAGUGGCUCGCCGACAAUCACCUGCCGCCGGACUACCUGGAGACGCUGCGGGCCGAGCAGGCGGCCAACAACGCCGCCCAUCCGCCCCAGAGCUGGUCGCACACGUUGCCCAUUUCACCCCGGUCGCGGCAGGGCAUGCGAAGUGGUGGCGGCGGCGGCGGCCGGAAUCGAUACUCAGGAAGCUACCAAUCGGCUGGGAAUUAUCAACCGUCGGGACCGCCACAUCCACCUCCGGUGCAGCAACAGCAGCCGGAUUACCGGGCGAGGACUCCGGUGGACUACCAGCGGCCGCGCAGUCGAUCGUCGGACGUGGGCGGCGAUCCGGAGCAUGACUUUGACAGGCCUCCGAGGCCAAACUCGCGCAACUCGAGCUGUGACGAUGGCCGGUGGAGUGGAGGGAAUUACGGACCGGCGUCGGUUCCCGUUGGAGGGCGUGGCUUUGACGGGAGGGGUGGCAUGUCCAGGAAUCGGAAGCACUCGGACGGGGGGAGUCGGAUCGAGGAGGACGAGGGCAGGAAGAUUCUGGGGAAGAUUGAUUGGGCGGACGACGUGGAGCGGGAAGCGAUGCAAGAGAAGACUGCUAGCAACAUGAACUGCAACGCAAACAUCAAUAACAACAUGAACAGUAACAGCAACAGCAACAACAGUAGCAAUAGAAAUCGGAGGCGGAACCGAAGAAAUGGAAACCGUAAAAAGUUGAAAGGACCAGCCAACUCCCGCUCCAGCAACGACUACUACGACGACCACCAUCCGCAAUCGGGUCCCAGCUUCAAGGUGCCGUACCCACCCAAGGGCGGCGGCCCUCCCGGCAGCAGUGGGGGCCGCAGCCGUCGCAACUCGCAGUCGUCCAACAUGAGCCGCGAAAAUAGCAUGGAUCGCGGUGGCAACUUUGAUCGGCGGAGUGGUGGCGGAGGAGGUCGCGGUGGCAAGCAGCACUUCAACAACCGGGAGAAUAGUCAGGACCGGUACUGGGGCCACCGGAAGGGCGAAGGGCGGUUCAGCAAUAGCCGGGACAACAGCGUUGAGAAGCGAGGGCCGCGGAAUGAUUCGGUCAACUGGAGGGGGAUGGAGGGCGACAAGACGGACGUGAAGAUCGCCGAGAUGACGAAGCAGUUUGAGGAGCAGAUUGGGAUCCAGAAGGGGCCGGGGGUGUUGGUGCUGCCGCCGAAGAUUCCGACGGAGCGGGGAGAGGAGCACGUGAGGGAAGAGUCGAGAGCGUUGUUCGAUCCGAGGAAUCCGGACAGGCCGAUUAUGGUGAAUCCUGCGCAGACGCGGAACUACGUUCCGCCGGAAAAUCUGGAAGGUGAGACGCGGAAGCGCGUGACCAGUGGCAACGCGACUCCCGGUGCUCGACCAGCCUGGUACGACACCACGUCUCCGCAAGCCGCCCUGCUCCGCAAGAAAGAAAUGGUCCGUCAGCUUGAAGGCGCCGACGCCCGUCUCCAGGAGCUGCUCCUCUCUGUCAACCUGUUCCGCGAGUGGGACGUCUACGUCGCCAUCCGGACCGAACUCCAACGCCUCCUCGAGUCUUUCCUCCUGUCCGAGAUGCGCUUCUCGCAGGACGUCAACCUGGAGCACCACUUCUGGAAGCUGCUCUACUACAACAUCAUCGAGCACAUGCGAAAACUCCUCGCGGAAGACCCGGACCCCCAGAAUCGUGCCUACUACCGCGAGAAAGCGCUCGAAAUCAUCGAAAACGGAACGCAAUUCUUCGAGCACCUCCUCACCCUCCUCGAGAAACAGUUCGUGUUCUCGCUGGAAAAGUUCAUCGGCCCGAACGCCGCCACCAACACGAAGGGCCUCAAGUGCGGACUGGCGCUCGUGUCCGCCCAAAAAGUGUUCCUCUUCCUGGGCGAUCUGGCCCGGUACCGCGAGCAGGUCAACGAGGCCAACAACUUCCGCAAGGCGAAGCAGUGGUACGUCAAGGCGCAGCAGAUUCUGCCCAAGAAUGGCCGGCCGUACAACCAGCUGGCGCUGCUUUCCGUUUACGCUAAACGUAAAAUUGACGCCGUGUACUUUUACAUGCGAAGUCUGAUGUCGUCGAAUCCGUUCGAGUCGGCGCGCGAAAGUCUCAUGGAUCUGUUCAACGAGACGAAGAAGAAGCAUAAGCUUUUGUACGAAAGCAGUCAGCGGAAGCGCGAGGAGAAGAAUCGGGCCCGGCUCAAGGAGAAGGAGCACCGGUUCGAUGGGCACCUGCGGCGCGAAACUUGGAUCCAUCCGGAGGGUGGUUCCCGGGUGCACCGGACCGUUCCGUUGGAUCCGACGCUGGCGGGACGGUCGCCCGGGGAUUCGAGUGGUGAGGAGGAAGAGCAAGAGCUGAGGCAGCUGGAUUCGAUCGAGCUGAACAAGCGCUUUAUUGUGAGCUUUUUGCACGUGCUCGGGAAGUUGAUCACGAAGACCGGGAUGGAGUCGUUCCAGCCGUGCGCGGUGCAGAUGCUGCGCGAGUUCCGGGCGCUGAUCCAGCACUCGCCGCUGGCGGUGACCUCGUACCGGCUGCUGCAGCUGAUGUCGCUGAACAUGUUUGCGAUCGAGAUUACCAAGUUGAAAGACGCAUCGAUCGCUCCCGGUGCCCGGUCCGAGGUCCAGGAAUGCGCCCUCUCCGUCGGUCUGCUCAUGUUCGGCAUCAUCCUGGAGCGGUUCAUCCACGUCAUCCAGGACGCGUCGUCCAAAUCCAUGGACAAUGGCCCGGCGACGUCCACCGCCGAGAACCUGCAGGAACUGGCCAAGUCCGCUCCGUCCUCCUCCUCCUCCUCGAACUCAACCUCCUCAGUCCAGAACAGUAGCAGCGGUCACGGGAAGGAUGGCAGCUCGAGGACAUGCAACGAAGGUGAUGGCCGACAGAAACUGGUACUGCCCGAGGAUGCCAAGGCGAUUCUUCCGGCGAUUAAGGUGUGGUGCGACUGGAUGCUUUAUCACACGGGCACGUGGAAUCCACCGCCGUUCUGUACAGACUACAAAAUAGGUGCUUCCACCGGGCACGAUCCCUGGUCCGGGUUGUCCGCGCUCAUGACGCUGCUGGCCCGGCUCGACACCAACAAGGAGAUUCUGCAGGUGGUGACCCAGGAAGAUUCUUUGGCAGACUUUGAGGUCGUCCGGCUGCAGGAGGACAUCACGCUGGCCGGGUUCACGCCGCUCAUGUACAACGUGCCGGAACCGAUCUUUACCCACAAGGACCGGGACAUGGAGGAGGCGCAGAAUGCACUCCGCGUGCAGAAACUUAUCUUCUUCGGGACGGGUUGCCUGUGCAAGUGUGACCCGCCGGUGCUGCGGAAAACGGUCACGACCCGGACGCGAACCUCCCAGGUCGCCGGGGAGGUCACCGAGGAGCUGUUUGAGAGUGUGGUACAAAAUCGAAUAGAAGGGUCGAGCGACUCGGAGAUCCUGCUGGAGAGCUUCAGCGAGGACGAGGGUGAGACGUCGGUGGCGGAAGUUGCGACGCCAAAGUCCACGAAAGCCAACUGUGAUCAACCGCAAAGCAAAAGGAAGUCUGGUCAGAAGGAGCCGGCGAAAGGGCAGGACGACGAAAGUAGGAAAAAUAAUAACAAUACUUCCUCAAACGCAAAGUCUGGAAGUAGCAAAAAGCAACGCAGCAGUGGGAAUGCCAAUAGCAGUAACAACAACAACAACAACAACAAUAGUAGCAGUAACAAUAACAGUAGUCCUAGUACCAAUAGUGCAAAUAACAACAAUAACAGUGAGGUGGCGACGACGCCGAAUGUGGAGGAAUCGGUGACCCAAAGCAGUCAGGAGAUCCGGAAGUUGCUGCGUCGGAAGGAUGAGCUGGAGCGGCGCCAGAAGAUGCAGGAGCGGUACAGCGAGCGGUUGCAGGACAUCCUCUCCCAGAGCACGAUCGCGCUCAACAUCGAGGUCCGGCCCCGGUUUCUGGUUCCGGACACCAACUGCUUCGUGGACUACCUCCGGGACAUUGAGAGCAUCGCCAAGGCGCAUCCGCUCUACCAGCUGAUGGUUCCCAUCGUUGUAAUCAACGAGCUGGAGGGCCUCGCCAAGGGCAUCAAACCUGCGGUGAACGCCUCAGGCAUCAUUGCGUCCAAGCUGGCGGCCGGCAUCUCGGUGCAACCGACCCCCGCCCCGGCACCGUCCUCGUCGAGGAUAUCCGUCGACCGUCGGUUCGAUCCGCAGCACGCCGAAAAAGUGGCGGAAGCUUCGAAGCAGGCGCUGCACUUUAUCAAACAGAAGCAUCCCGCGCUGAUGUGCGUUACGACCAAGGGCUCGAUCCUGAAGCCGACCACGUGCACCUUCCUGGAGGACGUCGGCGAGCAAAAGUCCAACGACGAUAAGAUUCUGGAAACUGCCUUAAACCUGAUCCGGAACAGCACCGAGGAGAAGAGGGGUGAAGUUCGGUACAUCACGCGCGACGUCGUGCUGCUCACGACGGACCGGAACCUGCGCGUGAAGGCCCUCUCGAACGAUCUGCCGGUGCGCGAACUGCCCGACUUUAUCAAGUGGGCCGGCCUCGGUUUCAUCGGUCUUUCUUAGUUAGGCUCCCGAAAAUAACUAAAAUUAAUCCUACCACACAAAUUCGACAUCGACGACCACUUUUCUUCACUCAUUUUUUUUUGUUGUUUAAAUAAUUGAAAGUGUGAAAGUGGGGAAAAAAGAAGAAUUGAGAGGGAAAAAUAGUUAUCUCGUUUGUUCGAUUUUUAUUUUAGGUUUUUUUUUAAAUAUUUUUUAAAAACUCAAACUAUUAACGAAUUUUACAUAAAGCGCGAUUAUAAUUACAGUUUUUUUUACUCUCGGCUAGAAAGUAUAACUUAUCGAAUGGCAAAGAGCUAGCAGAAGGCGACGAAGAAACCUAAAACAAGAAAACAAAAGAUUGUUAAAUUUAUGCUUACUCUCCGUAUAAGACAAACACACUGUUUCGACUGUUGUAGACUGUAAAUAUACUUAUUAUUAACAAUUUUGAAAGAAAACGCCCUCCCCCACCCCCGAAUCGUUUAGACUUGUUCGCCUUAUUAUCCGUUCUUAUUUUUGGACAUUUUUUUAUUUCCUAUUUUAAACUGAUUGAACGAAGUUUGACUGAAAAGAUUAAGUUUUCAAACGUGCUUGUUCCUCCUAAGCAAAUAUGUUAUUAACUCGUAGCAGCAACAAAACAAAAAAAAUACAAAAACAAACAACAAAUAGUGCUAGCGAAAUGAGAAAGAAAAGUAGAAAAGAAUUGCGUGACAGAGCAUGAGAAUGAGAGAAAGAGAGAGAGAGAGAGAAAAAG